Messenger RNA from Aspergillus aculeatinus CBS 121060, 2253 nucleotides. RefSeq names its product putative amino acid transporter. Lineage: Eukaryota; Fungi; Ascomycota; Eurotiomycetes; Eurotiales; Aspergillaceae. Bases 60 to 1988 code for a protein of 642 amino acids. The record is from RefSeq and is a predicted model, not a curated record. The transcript is spliced from 11 exons.
CUCCCACUUUUUCCCUGCCCCAAAGGAUCAAUAAUAUUUUGCAUCCUCCACAAAAAAGAAUGGCAGGCGUCGUCUCCGCCGCCAACCUGGGGGGUGUCGCGGACCCGCGCCUGGGCAACGAAGCCGACCUCAUCGGCACCGAGGCCGAGCACGGCAUCAUCAUCGACGACCACAGCCACCAUGGCCACCCCGGCAGCAAGGAACGGUCGCUCCACGCCAUCCCCGCCCCCGUCAUGCACGGCUCCGGCAACAUCUACCUCGACUCCAGCAUCUCCUUCGAGAAUUACCUGUUCUGGGCCAAGCGCUCCCGCGAGUUCGAGAAGCACAUCCGCACCGACAACCAGGGCUUUCAGCAGCUGUGGAAUGUGAUGCUGGGGCGCGCGUCCAAGGAGACGGCCUCGCCGGCCCCGCGGAUUGUGGAUUCGACGACCGAGAAGCAGAAGGGUCCCGUCGAGGGUGGGGUCGCUGUUGGGGAUGAGAAGGCUGCGAUGUCGGAGAAGGCGGAUUCCGGGGACGGGGUUGGUAGUGGUGGUGAACGCGAGGGGAACGGGGAUCAGUACGGCAUUACUGAGACGGAGUGGGAGCUGGCGCAGCGGGCCGCGAGAACGGCGACUUGGGGCUCGAUCUUCUAUCUGAUUACCACCGAUAUCCUGGGUCCGACGAACGUGCCUUGGGCGAUUAGUGAAAUGGGCUAUGGGCCUGGUUUUGCGCUGUAUACGGUCUUCGGUAUCAUGGCAUACUAUUCCGGAAUGCAGCUGUGGAAGAUCUUCAACGGUCUCGACUCAACCCGCUAUCCCAUGCGCAACUACGGCGAUGUUGCGUUCCGGAUCUUCGGCCCCGUUGCUCGCAUUGGCGUCAACAUUCUUCAGAGCUUCCAGUUCUUCCUGAACGUGACCUUGCUCAUUGUAAGCAACGGCCAGGGGUUGGGUCAAAUGGCUGCCGGAGUACAUGGCACGGGAAAACUAUGCUUCAUCGUGUGUGAGGUCAUCUUCAUGCUCCUCGGCUUCGUCCUAGGACAGAUUCGGACCUUGCAGCGCCUGUCGUGGCUAUCGAACCUGGCCAUCUGGAUGAACUUUACUGUGAUUCUCAUCACUAUGGGCGUGGUCUACGUAUACCCCCCCACCGACAGUGUCGCCAGCUCUACCAACCUCAAUCCCGAUCCCAUUCGGACCAGCGCCAACUGGCCGGCGGACGGGACUCUAUACACUCGGAUGACGGCGGUGAUGAACUGUGUCUUCGCCUACGGUGGCGCCACCCUCUUCAACGAGCUGAUGGCUGAGAUGCGGCGCCCGUUCGAUUUCUGGAAGGGCUUCAUCUGCGCCGAGGUCUUCAUCUAUGUGUGCUACCUCGUCGAAGGAAUGGUCGUGUACAACGCGCAGGGACAGUAUACCUUCAACCCGGCGUACCAGGGAAUCCCCGACUCCGCUUACAGCUACCAAACCGGCUGUAACGCCCUCUCGCUCAUCUCGGGCGUUAUCGCAGCUCUGCUGUACGGCAACAUCGGCAUCAAAGUCUUCUACGCCUCGGUCCUGCGCGACGUCUUCCACUUCCCGCCGCUGGAUCACCGCACCGGCAAACUGAUCUGGAUUGCUCUUGUCCCGAUCUACUGGUGCCUCGCCUGGAUCGUCGCCGCCGCCAUCCCGCAGAUCAGCAACCUCACCUCCUUCGUCGGUGCUCUCUGCAUCCUCCAGUUCUCCUACACCUUCCCGCCGAUGCUUCUCGUCGGGUUCAACGUGCAGAAGGACGCCAUCCUGCCCGAGGAGACCUUCGACCCCCACACGGGCGAGACCCGGCGCGUGGAUUCCGGCUGGAAGCGCUGGGUCCGCGGGUACCGUCAGCAGUUCGCCCGGAAUACCUUCGAUGUGCUGUACUCGUUGGCCGCGUUGGGCACGGCCGGGCUGGGGCUCUGGGCGUCGAUCGUGGCGAUGGAGGCGGAUUUCAAGAGCUCGGCGUUGACGCCGUUCACGUGCACGAACCCGGCGGGUUAGGGAUGUUCUGUUUUGGACUCGUUCCUUGAAGAAAGGCAUGGAGACGAGUGGGAUGUAUGGGCUGUAUGUUAUGCUAGAUGCGGAAUUGGCUCUGACUUAAUGUGUAUGGCUUCUUGGUUUAUGAGCUUUUUGACUUUAGUCGAUAUCAUGGGUGCUUUGUAUAUAUAAAUUAAACGGUUGAUGCUUAUCGGGACCUGGUCACCACAAAAUGCUUGGUCUUGAAACUAUGAGUUAACCAGUUACCUGCCGACCGUUUGUCCAUUAU